GCUUUGAUGGGUCCGGGGGCGGCCUUGGCCGAAUCUCGCGUGUGGAGACAUCGGGGGGGACAGAAACUGCGGGGAAUGUGUGAGAGAGAGUCUGGAAGAGAAGCGGUGCCGGUGCCCACGGGAUGAGUCACAGCCGGGUCAUUCAUUGGGGAGGAGCGGGAACGGCAUUGGGAACGGGAACGGGAGAGGGAUGUUUCCUCCGCGCCUUGGGCGGCGGUGGCUGCCGCUGGAAGCUGUCACGGGGCUGCGGCCGCUCCGUGUGCCCCGUCCCGGGGGGGCUGGUGCGGGGUCACAGCUGCCCGGAGGGGCGGUGGGGAUGUUCCUCUGCCCAGAGCGGGCUGUGGCUGUCUCACGAUGGCCACAAGCACAUCCUUGCCCCGGGAAUGGCCCGCGGGGCCGGCGCCACGUGCCCCGGACGUGGCUCCUGCGGCCCGGGCAUUCUCCGAUCCCGACCUUUGCUGGAAUUCCUGACAAAAACGUAACAGGGGAUUGUUGCCGCUGCUGGAGCAGGUAUGCAAGCGGCCCAAUUUAUUAGUAAAAAAUCUCUGGUUUCCUGGGUUUUGAACAAAAUCAUAGAAGACAAUGAACAUCAUAAAAUCAAUUAAAAUUAACAGUUGGAUGUCAGAUAAUUAGCUCAGCCCGCAUCAUCAGGGUGCGGUCAGCUGUCACCUCCAGUUUGAGCUUUACAGCUGGUGAUUUGUUUUUUGCCAUUGGAAUUGCCUGUAGGAUUACUCCAAUAUGGGAACCAUUUUCAAUUAAUAGUUAACCAGCAGAUCUAAUGCAUAUCUCUCCGUUCAAAGUCCAACGUAAAGCCAUGCCGGAGUUUACAUUUCUGUCAAGGAAACUACCUGCAUCUGAUGGAGCCCAGAUCCUGGUGCUGAGCUGUUCCCCUGCAGCAGCCCCGGGGAGGAGCCCCCAGCCCCGCUCAGGACCGGCGCCCCGAACCCUGGUGGCCUCAUCCCAUCGAGAACCACAAGCUUUGCCCUUCUGUGCAUGCUCAGUGACUGAGGGUUGCUUUGGGUUUUUUCAGCUGACAGACCUGUUGCAGCAGUAUGCAACGGCCUUCAGGGACCCCAUGAUGCUGCAGCCCCCGGAGUGGUUCAAGGCGUUCAUCUACUGCGAAGCCUUUCUCCAGCUGCCCUUCUUCCCCGUCGCUGCCUACGCCUUCCUGAAAGGUGGCUGCAGAUGGAUCAGGACUCCUGCCAUUAUCUACUCCACCCACGUGGCCACCACCCUGUUUGCCAUCCUGGCCCACAUCCUGUUCCACGACUUCUCCAAGUCGGAGCACGCGGGCCCUCAGACGCUGCGCGAGCGCCUCGUGCUGCUCUCCAUCUACCUGCCGUACCUGCUGAUCCCGCUGCUGCUCCUCUUCACCAUGCUCUGCAACCCCCACUACAAACACGUGGAGAAGAGGAAAAGGAAGUAGCCGGCUCUGGAAGUCACUCACACCACACCCGUGCUGCAUUUGGUUCCCUGCGCUGGCCGAGUCCUCCCUCGCGCUGGCUGCAGCGGCUCUUCCCAGAGCACUGGCUGCUGCAAGGAAAAAUGGAAUUGGUUGGAGUGCACAGCCCUGCUUCCACCACACACCGCUCUGGCAGGGCCCUGGGCCAGCCCGGCUCGGGUCUGUGCAGUGCCUCUCCCCCAGGAAAAUGGACUUGUAACCCUUUGAUGUGUAACUCUGUGAGGGGACAUACACAACCCCCUCACUCGCUCACACUCUGCAGCUGAUACUGUUCUUCCAAGGUCCCUUUUUCCAAGACGACUGUUUGGAAACCACUCGAGUAGGAAUCUGUCUUCCAGCCACACGGUCUGAAGAAUCCCCAACCCACUGCAUACAGAUUUGCUGAACUGUUCUUCUGAGGCAUUUUAAAUCAUAUCGUGAUUCUUAACUUCCUCGCCCCUUCCUUUAAAAUUUCCGCUGCCUUUGCUCUGCUUCAUUUUGAUUAAUUAUAAAUGUCUGAUCAAUGAUAAAUGUGCCAAAAUCUGGAUUUAUGAAUGCUUAAAGUUACCCUUGACAACCAGGAGUACUGCCUAGAGGAUUCUGAAGUACUUCGGGAAUUGUAACCAAGGAGUUGAAAAUUUCUUUCUUCCCUAAAAUCACUUCUGGUAUGGAAAUAAAUAACUAAAUGCAUUAAA
Messenger RNA from Hirundo rustica (Barn swallow), 2136 nucleotides. RefSeq names its product transmembrane protein 97 (gene TMEM97). Gene Ontology annotation, cellular component: endoplasmic reticulum. The transcript has 2 exons. The coding region runs from base 779 to 1426 and encodes 215 amino acids. The record is from RefSeq and is a predicted model, not a curated record. Lineage: Eukaryota; Metazoa; Chordata; Aves; Passeriformes; Hirundinidae.